This is a messenger RNA of Trypanosoma rangeli, 984 nucleotides long. Its product is annotated as ubiquitin hydrolase. The record is from RefSeq and is a predicted model, not a curated record. Lineage: Eukaryota; Euglenozoa; Kinetoplastea; Trypanosomatida; Trypanosomatidae. Bases 1 to 984 code for a protein of 327 amino acids. The transcript has a single exon.
AUGGUGGGUCUGUCCUCGUUUGGGGGCUUCUGCUCACCAUCAUGUGAGUCUCUGCCUCCCUCUUCGAGGGAGUCCCGUGUAGGAACAGCGGGCGCAGCGACAACGCGGCGUUUACGCGUCGCGCCGGUGUCCCCGCCCACACGGCGUUGCAACACAGCGGGAGGCGCCGGUGGCCCCUCAAGAGCAUUCAAGGGCUUUGUGGCGAUGCCGCCGUCGCUGCCCAUGAGCGCUGGUGCCGGGGCUAAGGGCUCGCGGUGGUGCGCAGCGCCGAGUGCGCCGGCGUCGUUGGCAUUCUGCGCACUGGAGGAGCUGCAGCAACCACCACCGGCUUGCGGCAUGUGGGGGAGUGGGAGGCGGGAGAAGGCGGACUACGGGCUACAAUUAGCGGGGGGCGAGCCCCGGGUGCGGGACUACGCUCCACGUCACGCCCAACUCUUGUCGCUGGAGCGUGAGCAGCACCGUGUUGCGACGGACCGGCUGCACCAACGGGCGAGGGGGCUCUGGCUGAAGUGGAAGCAGGAGCGAGAGGCUCACGUAUCGACCACGCUGCUCCUCUUCAAGACGCAGAUAGACUUCUGCAUCAUGCAGGAAGAGUCCGCGCGACACGCCCUUGUGGCCGCGGAGGCGGAGGAUAGUCUCAACUGCAUGCAACGUGGCAGGUGUGGGGUAGCGGAGAAGCGCAGAUACAAGGCGGUGGACGCGGCAACGCGCACGGCGGUCUUUCCUGCCGACCCCCACGCCAAGCCGCGUUUCCUGUACGCCCACGACAGCGACCUGCUGCGGGCUCUGCAGCGCUCGGAGGCGUACAUUGUGCAGCUUGAGCGGCACUUCGAGGAGCUAGGUCAAUACCGCAUAGAUCCAGCGUCCUUUGAGCCUCCCUGCACACACAACAGUACUUGUAGCGAGGCUGCGAUUGGUGGCACUGCGCGCGACGGCACCACCUCGUAUGCUCCUCUUAGUCCGUACAUUCACACCCUUACGUGA